Molecule: messenger RNA, 1922 nt
Organism: Thermothielavioides terrestris NRRL 8126
Lineage: Eukaryota; Fungi; Ascomycota; Sordariomycetes; Sordariales; Chaetomiaceae
Product: mitochondrial 54S ribosomal protein YmL3
Exons: 1
Coding region: 282-1523 (413 amino acids)
Biological process (GO): regulation of gene expression; rRNA processing; primary miRNA processing
Cellular component (GO): nucleus
Molecular function (GO): ribonuclease III activity; double-stranded RNA binding
Source: RefSeq, a predicted model, not a curated record
GGGAGCUUGGGCUUUGGGUGGGAGAACUUUUUUUCGUCUCCGUGUUUGACGGCGACCGAUUUUGGGAGGAAGGCACUGGACAAGACGCGACCCGGGACCCGGCGGAUCACCACCACCACCCGUCCGCCAUUGCAAUCGAUCUUCAUCCCGCCGUCUACGAUCCACGACCGGGUUUCUGUAACAACCCUCCGAAUUGCCCGCUCCAUUCCCCCAACCCCGGUCCCCUCCACAAAACAUAUCCGCCCAUGAAGAGGUUACGGCUCGACCGAUGGACGGGCCAAAUGCUCCUGGCUCGCCCGGGCGCCCCCUCGGCCCCGACUCGGCGGGCCGCUCUCCGGCCGGCAGCAGCGUCUAGGUGCGCCGCCGUGCGGAAUCAGUCAACAACCGCUGCCGUGCCCCAGAUACCCCCGGUAGAAGACGACGCCGACGACUACGAUGGGACAGACCACGUGCGCUUUCCCCCUCUCGAGAAACUCCCGCCGCGAGCGACCAGCCUACCAUCACCGCCGCCCCAAAGGGCCCUGGAGUCGGCCAAGCUGGCCGCCCUGCAUGCCCGUCUCUCCCUCCCCGAAAAGCUGCCGCUCCAGACGCUCGCCCGGGCGCUGGUCGACUCCUCCGCCGACGAAAACCCGCAGUUCAACAACACAAACCUCGCUUUUGUCGGCCAGGCCCUCAUCAACUACCAGGUCAGCGAGUGGCUCAUGUGCCGGUACCCGCGCCUGCCCAUGAACGUCCUGUUCGCCGCCAUGAAAGGCUACGCCGGCCAGCAGUCGCUCCACCAAGUGGCGCGCUCGUGGGGCAUCGAGCACGCCGCCGCGCCGGGCGGCGAGGUCGACCCGGGCCUCCUGCAGUUCUCGCUGCACAAGCCGGGCGACGCCAUCGUCGGGUUCGGGUACACGCGCGCCGAGCACGAGAACGUGCUGAAGCGCAACUGGCGGCACGGAAUCGCCAGCCGCGUGGUGUUCGACGACGACUUCGGCGAGCUGGUCCACACGGACGAGGAGCUGGCCCAGAUGAGCCGCCGCGCCGACACCGAGUACGGCAACAAGCUGACACGCGCCCUGGCGGAGCGCGCCUACGCCAACUGCGCGCGCGCCGUCGUGGGCGCCCUCUACGCGCACGCCGGCCGCGAGCCGGCCCGCGCCUUCGUCCGCGCGCACGUGCUCUCGCGCACGCUCGACGUGGCGCGCCUGUUCGGCUUCAAAAACCCGACGCGCGAGCUGCGCAUGCUGUGCGCGCGCGAGGACUUCGAGCCGCCGGUGGCGCGCCUGCUGUCCGAGACGGGCCGCGCCUCGCGCACCCCCGUCUUCGUCGUCGGCAUCUUCUCGGGCCGCGACAAGCUCGGCGAGGCCGCCGGCCCGAGCCUCGAGCACGCCCGCACCAAGGCCGCCAUGAACGCCCUCAAGGCCUGGUACCUCUACAGCCCCGGCGAGCACGUCCGCGUGCCCAGCGACAUGCUCGCCGAGGACGCCCGCCCCUGGGAGCCCGCCUACAUCGACAUCGGCGAGAUCAUCGGGCGGUAGAAUACCUUGUACUGAUUUGAAAGACCAGGCUUUGAGAGAGAAGUAGAAGAGAGAGUGUGAAGUGUGCGGGGAAAGGGAAUGGGGCUACGGCCUCCUUGGGCGAGGCACUGAGAGAGGAAAGGACAUUUCCGCUCUCCGUUUUUUUCCCCCCUUGCAGAACGGGGUCGAGGGAUAUGUAUUGUACCAGUACAAAGCCGCAUCACAACCUCCCCGUUCAGAUCGGCAAGCGAGGCACGGCUUCCGGUCGGUGGUGAGUGGCACGAGUUGGACAGGAGACAAAGGAGAUGGGAAGAGGUGGCAACUCGGCCGUGUCAAUGUAGUAGUGUAUGUAUAAGUAUCUUGCCGGGUUCAGGCUUCAAUGUAGACAACCAUAUUCACGUCUUGGGUUGAGCGGAGUGG